This is a messenger RNA of Penicillium waksmanii, 648 nucleotides long. RefSeq names its product GNAT family acetyltransferase. Lineage: Eukaryota; Fungi; Ascomycota; Eurotiomycetes; Eurotiales; Aspergillaceae. The transcript is spliced from 2 exons. Gene Ontology annotation, molecular function: acyltransferase activity, transferring groups other than amino-acyl groups. The coding region runs from base 1 to 648 and encodes 215 amino acids. The record is from RefSeq and is a predicted model, not a curated record.
AUGAUUCAUAUACGUCCAGCUACCCCCAAUGACCUCCCCUUCAUCGCAGACAUCGCCGCCCAGGCAAUGCUCCACGACGAACUCUUCAUCCACCUCUGCCCCCACCGUCACACCUACUAUGCCGACUUCCGUACUGCCUUCCUCCGUCGCCUGAAAAUACGCCUAUAUACCCCGGGCUAUGUUAUGCUAGUUGCCGUCGAGUCGAAGUCAGAGUCGGAGUCGGGGGACCACGGGGCCAGGGACAGGGACAGGGACGAGCGCGUGCGCGGUUACGCAGUGUGGAGCAGACGCGGGGAUACUCCGACCGCCACACAAUGGCAGAAGAAUGGGCACGGGGAUGGCUGGUGGAACGACCAGUAUAUCCAGGCCUGUGCGACGGGCUAUGAUUUUGCCGCUUUCCCCGAGCUCUGGUUCCUGGCCACUGUUGCGGUGGAUCCCCGGCAUCAACGUCGCGGGUUCGGUCGGAGCUUAGUGCAGUGGGGUCUGGAUCGGGCGAACGAGGAGCGGAUUCCCGUUGGUCUCGAUGCUAGUCGUCAGGGUCUGGCCCUUUAUGAGGAUAUGGGGUUUCGCACGGUUGCAAUGGCUGAAGUUGUUCCUGGAUUGGAAGUGACGGCCAUGUUAUGGGAGCCUGCAGAUAUUCCUGCUUAA